CUGCUGGCUACGAAAAUGUCGAAAAAAAUAGAGAGCAAGCACGACUCCCAGCGGUCCCAUCUGUCCACUUUCACGAUGAUACUGAAGGACAAGUUCCACUCUCCCAAGAUCAAGAGGACUCCAUCGAAGAAGGGAAAGCAGCUGCAGCCCGAGCCAGCAGCCAAAAGUACUGAGAAACCCACCAACAAGAAGGUCAGCAGGUUAGAGGAGCAAGAGAAGGAGGUGGUGAGUGCCCUGCGCUACUUCAAGACAAUCGUGGACAAAAUGGUGGUGGAGAAGAAAGUGCUCGAGAUGCUUCCAGGCUCUGCCAGCAAGGUGCUCGAAGCGAUCCUGCCUCUGGUUCAGGUAGAGGCUCGGAUACAGCAGAGUUCGGCACUGUCUUCCUGCCAUAGUCGAGUGUAUCAAAGUCUGGCCAAGCUCAUCCGUUGGGCAGACCAAGUGAUGCUGGACGGCAUUGACUUGGAGGAUAAAGAAAAUGUGGCAUCUGUCACCGGCGUCAUCAAGGCGGUGCUGGACGGAGUGAAGGAAUUGGUGAAGCUGACCAUAGAGAAACAGGAGCAACCAUCGCCGACCACCCCCAAUAAACCCGCAGCACCUGUCACCACAGCAGAGAGCAGGGUGCCGUCUGAGAUGCCCCUGAUAGACCGGGAGCAGGAGGUCUCAGUCAAAACGGCUCCAGCGGCUUCUUCUGCCGAGCCUGCCCCGGAAUUACCAGAUGAGGACGUGGCCCCUCCCAAACCCCCUCUCCCCGAGGCCAAAAUGGCAGAACUCAGAGCACAGUUGAGUGCUGACGCUGGCCAAAGGAGACCCUCUCAGAAAGAGAAUCCGCCACCCGCCCUCCCGCCGAAGAAGCGCCAGUCGGCCCCGUCGCCCACACCAGUCGCGGUGGUCGCGCCAAUGAGCCGUGGCUCCAGCUUGCCAUGCAGCGACCACAGACAGGAGUACGAGCAGGAGCUCCUUCAGAGGCGCUUUUCCGGGGGGAGUCACUCCUACGGUGGCGACUCUCCACGGCUUUCCCCUUGCAGUAGUAUGGGGAAACUAAGCAAGUCCGACGAACAGCUUUCUUCCAUGGAGCAGGACAGUGGUCAGUGCUCUCGUAACACCAGCUGCGAGACACUCGACAACACAGAGAAUUACGACCCGGAUUACGACUUCCUCCACCAGGACUUGUCUGCCGGGGAGAACCUGCCUCCAAUACCUGUGGGCGGCUGCCUCAGCCCCCUGCCCGAGUCCCACAGCGAGUCCUCCUCCCCUGUCCCGGGACAGCACCCCUCGCAUCCCCGCUUCAGCGCUCCUCCCCCCCAGCAGCCGGAGUACUGGACCCCUCAGCCCAACCAGCCCAAUCCCCUCCAGUCCUCCCGCAUCAGCGCCCCCCCCGCCCUGCCCCAGAAGAAGCGCCGCAGCACCCAGACGUCGCCCUUCCCCGACGGCGGCUCCAGGGUGCUCUACGAGCGCUACCCCUCCCAUUACGACAACCUGUCCGAAGAAGAGCUUCACCCCACGCCGCCGUUCCCCCUCUUCACUCCCAUCUCGCCCAUGCCUCAGACAAACGGGGGAGUCUUCGUGUCUCAGUUCAUCGCCAGUGAGAAUUCAGACGUCUCUGGCAGCCCACCGCCGCUGCCGGAGAAGAAAAGUCGAAACAUCCUUCAGUACAUGCAGUUUGUGGAGGACUACUCGGAGCCGCAGCCUUCCGUCUUCUACCAGAUGCCACAGAGUGAAAGCAUCUACGAACAGCGCAACAGGCAUUUCCAGGAGGUCUGUGGCUUCAAUGACUCCUUCAGCAGCACUGACUCUGUCCACGAGCCUCUGCAGCCCCCAGCUUUGCCACCUAAGCAGAGACAGCUGGCUUCCCACUCCUCUUCCCCUUCUUCCUCGUCCUCCUCUUCUCUCUCCUGCCACCUCCAGCCGUCUGUAGCGGCCAUGGAGGAGGCGGGCUCUGGGCUGGGCCUCAGCAUGUCCGUCUCUAAUUCCUACCUGAAUGGCCAGGCAUCUCUGACCACACCUACGAGCUUGGACCAGGUUGCCUUGACCAAUGCCACCACUCUGGAUGGCAGCGGGGGCGGGCCCAACGGUACCCUGGCUGGCUCUAUGGGUUCUGGGGUCGUUUGUCUUCCCACUGAGUCUUCUCUCACUGACUCUCUCCACACCUCAGCGAGCGAGAGCGCGAAUGACGAGGGCGGGGAGGGGGAGUAUGUCAACUUGUACUCAUCCAGCCAGGCCAAUGGGGAGCUGCCUCUCUCCCUCAGAGAAACGAUUACAGCUGAUGAUGCUCUUCAAGACCCCGCCCCUCAGAUACCAUCAAGCAGUAGCAAAGAGGCUUUGGAAAAAGAAAGGAGGCAAAAGUCAUCGGAAUCGGCCGAGGACGGCGAGGAAGACGUGGACGAGCUCUCCCUCAUAGACCACAAAGAGAUUAUGAGCAGGAUAACACUAAAGCAAGAGAAUGACGACGGCCCCGACGUCCGCGCUGGAUCCGGAGAUAUUUUAUUAGUCCACGCUACAGAAACGGACCGCAAAGAUCUUGUCUUGUACUGUGAAGCCUUUCUGACUACAUAUAGGACUUUCAUAACCCCAGAGGACCUCAUUAAGAAGCUACACCAUAGAUACACCGCGUUCUGCCACAGUCCAGACACCUUCAAGAAGCGAGUCAGCAAGAACACGUUCUUCGUCCUGGUUCGAGUGGUGGACGAGCUGUGCCUGGUGGAGCUGACGGAGGACAUCUUGAAACAACUCAUGGAGCUGGUGUUCACGCUGGUCUGCAACGGCGAGCUCAGCCUCGCCCGCGUGCUCCGCAAGAACAUCCUGGAUAAGGUGGAGCAGAAGAAGCUGCUGCGCUACACCAACUCCCUCAAGCCCCUGGCUGCCCGAGGGGUCUCUGCAAGACCGGGAACGCUGCAUGACUUCCGCAGUCAUGAGAUUGCUGAUCAGCUCACUCUGCUAGACGCUGAGCUAUUCUACAAGAUUGAGAUUCCAGAGGUUCUGCUGUGGGCGAAGGAGCAGAAUGAGGAGAAGAGUCCGAACCUGACUCAGUUCACCGAGCACUUUAACAACAUGAGCUAUUGGGUCCGCUCUUUGAUAAUCCAGCAGGAGAAAGCCCAGGACCGAGAGAAGCUGCUUCUCAAGUUUAUCAAAAUAAUGAAGCACUUAAGAAAGUUGAAUAAUUUCAACUCUUACUUGGCAAUAUUAUCGGCCCUGGACUCUGCCCCCAUCAGGAGGUUGGAGUGGCAGAAACAGACCUCAGAGGGAUUGGAGGAGUAUUGCACGCUGAUCGACAGCUCCUCCUCCUUCAGGGCAUACAGAGCUGCUCUAGCUGAGGUGGAGCCCCCAUGCAUCCCCUACUUAGGUCUAAUUCUCCAGGACCUGACUUUUGUGCAUCUGGGGAACCCCGACCUCAUAGAUGGGAAAGUCAACUUCUCCAAACGCUGGCAGCAGUUCAAUAUUCUGGACAGCAUGCGGCGCUUCCAGCAAGUGCAUUACGAGCUGAAGCGCAACGAGGACAUCAUCUCUUUCUUCAACGACUUCAGCGACCACCUGGCCGAGGAGGCCCUGUGGGAACUGUCACUGAAGAUUAAGCCCAGAAACAUUUCCCGCCGCAAGACAGACCGCGAGGAGAAGACCUAGAGUCUGUGGGCUUUACAAGACUGACCUCCAACUGUGCUUCAUGACACUAACUCCACUUUACUACAGACUGCUAGAACGACACACGAAAGCUAUCCGUUGAAGCUAAUGGGAGACUCGUUUUGGGGCAACCAGAACAAACUACAGACAACUGAAGCGUCGUCGAGGUUUACAAAGAGCCGCGUUGCUCUGGGAGAUUAUAUUUGGGAUGACUGUGGUCUGGCUCGGGAGACGGGGAGAGAUUCAAAGACUAAGACGGUGCCAGGGAAAACCUGGUGCCGAGGAGGAGCGAGGAGCCAGAGUGGACAGGGAGACGCUACGGAAGUCACCAAAGUCUGCUCCCUGGACUCUCUGCUCCGGGGGGGAGCUGUUGCGCGUGUGUGAGAUUAAGCUGAAUGGUCCAUAGCAUUCAAAAUCCCUUCUUUCUUUUCCUUAUGUAUGUGCCAUUUGCUGGUCACCGUCUGCACCCCCCUCCCAGACGUCGGCGUCCCCUCGGACAGAAAAACGUCUGGAGCCACCUGUCGCAUCCAUGCGGGCCGCAGACUGAGAACCUGCUGUGGGUGUGAGGGGUAGGGGGGGGGGAUUGAACCCAAAGCCAGGAUGGCCAACAUAGACUGGAAUUUGGAGUUUGCUUUGAAACAUUUUGUGUAAGAAUCAUGUAUGGUUAUGACAUGUAUUAUAUACAAUGCUCCUUUUGUUCUUAAAAAGGACAUUUAUGCUUAUGAGAAGAGCUUAGCUUCUCCCAAGUGCCAUAUGUAUGUGCACUUAAAAAAAGCAAAGCAAAAACACGAAAAAGAUUCAAUACUAAAGAUGCUGUGAUCUGUGUAUGUCAACCUGAAUCAUGGAGGGCUGUGUUCAAGUGUAAAGAACCAUCAGGCAAUCACAAUCAUGUCGCAGUAAUGUCGGUGUGUAAGAGUGUGUGUGCGUGACUGAAGUCCUCAGACUUGUGUGUGUUUUGUCAUUUCAACAUGUGCUGUAGUAAAUCAUCAACCCCCCCCCCUUUUUUUUGUUUUUUUUAGGAUCAUGUCCAAACCCCACACAUCACACUGUGCUCUCAAACGACAAUAAAUCAAACAGCUCUGUUUCUAUGAACACCAAAGGAUUUUUCCAAAGCUUCUUUUUCCUUUGAGCAAGAGUGAUAUUUUAAUACCUGCAAAGAAUGUCCAUAUCUUACUUUACAGGAACAGCGAGUGGGGAAAAAAGAAAAAAAAAUAUUUAAAAGAAUUAAGGCAUGGAUUUAGCAUUAAAUCAAUUGAAGGAAGCACUUAACAUCAAACUAGGUGUAACACAUUUAACUACACUUCUCAACCUAACUUGAUUUUGAAGAAAUUACUACUAACAGAAAUAGGGCAAGCAACAACUUAAGCACAUUUUACAUUAUAUAUUAAAAGUAUGCUGAUAUUUCAAAGCAACGACGAAGCCGUCAAGCUUAAAAGUGCUGAAGCAAAAUCGAAAUUAAAUACUGAAAUACAACAGUGACUAUCGUCAACUUCAAGACCUUCCAUUUCAGUAACAGUUCAUGUGACCGUUUAGAUUAUAUUAAAAAAAACACUGGAAGACUCAAUUUGUGGAUUAAAAAAAAAAACAUACCAGAUAGCAUACUGGUUCCACACCAGUAAUUCUAAUAAAAAUAAUGAAUGACUGCAGCUUUGAAUGGUUGCAACUCUGAUUGUGGAUCAUGUUUUGUUUUCUUUAAAACUGCAGAGGGCGUUGACAUUUUCUAACCCAGUCUGCACACAUUAGUAGCAGCAACUCUAAAUAAAGACACACAUUCAAAGUCUGGACCCGUCCAUUUACACACGCACACACACACACACACACACACACACACAUAGAGUCUCA
Molecule: messenger RNA, 5457 nt
Organism: Menidia menidia (Atlantic silverside)
Lineage: Eukaryota; Metazoa; Chordata; Actinopteri; Atheriniformes; Atherinopsidae
Source: the annotation of a GenBank genome assembly